This is a messenger RNA of Suillus subaureus, 1251 nucleotides long. Its product is annotated as F-actin-capping protein subunit beta. Gene Ontology annotation, molecular function: actin filament binding. Bases 171 to 1019 code for a protein of 282 amino acids. Gene Ontology annotation, biological process: barbed-end actin filament capping; actin cytoskeleton organization; cell morphogenesis. The record is from RefSeq and is a predicted model, not a curated record. Gene Ontology annotation, cellular component: cytoplasm; F-actin capping protein complex. The transcript has 8 exons. NCBI's taxonomy places the organism in Eukaryota, Fungi, Basidiomycota, Agaricomycetes, Boletales, Suillaceae.
GAACAACCGACUAUUGCACAGCGACAAAUAUCAUCCUGUUUUGGCCUUGCCGCCGGAUGCUGUUCAGAACCCAGAUGCGACUCGAUCAGUAGAACACCAGUUUCCUUCAACAAGUUCGUUGAUCAAUUAUUCCGUCUAAGCUCACACGAUCAUCCACAGAGCAGUUCGCGAUGGCAGAAGGGCCAGACCCAGUUGAUUCAAUGCUCGAUCUGAUGCGUCGUCUUCCACCUACCAAUGUCGAGGAGAACGUGAAUGCACUCAUACAGAUCUGCCCGGACUAUGCAGAUGACCUUCUAGACCGCGCAACAGGGAAGGAUUAUCUUGCAUGCGAUUACAACAGGGAUGGUGAUAGUUAUCGGUCACCUUGGUCGAAUGAAUACGAUCCACCCAUAGAAGAUGGUACAGCACCAACACCGAAGCUUCGCAAGCUUGAGAUUGCCGCCAAUGAGGCGUUCGAUACAUACCGCGAACUAUAUUACGAAGGCGGCGUGUCUUCUGUUUAUCUUUGGGACCUCGAAGAUGGCGGCUUUGCAGGCGUUGUGUUGCUCAAGAAGGCAAUGACACCCACAAGUCCUGACGAGCCCUCAGGUUCAUGGGACUCGAUCCACGUCUUCGAGACCGCGGAGCGCGGAAGACAAGCGCACUACAAGCUCACAUCUACUGUCAUGUUAGAGCUCGUGACGAAACAGAACAAUAAGGCCGAUGAAACCUCCGUUCUCGGCGAACCAGAAAAAAGGGUUUCUGAGCAGGGAUGGAAGUCGUCGGGGGAAAUUACUUUAAGUGGAAGCAUGACGAGACAGACCGAGCAGGAUUGGCCCGUUCAUGAACCGACUUCACAUAUUACGAACACAGGAAAGAUGAUCGAAGAGAUGGAAAUGAAAAUGAGAAAUCUUCUCCAGGAGGUGUACUUCGGGAAAACUCGUGAUAUUGUCUAUGAUCUACGGAGCGUAGAUGACCUAGAAAAAGCGCGACAGCAAAGAGAGCUGCAGAAAGAGCUGGUUGGAUUUAUCAAGCGUUAGCAUACCCCGGGUGUUCUACAGCAGUAAAGGAAAUCCAUCGGAUGUAACGAUUUUGGAGUUUGCACUCAAACUGAUACAGAAGGUUCACAUUCAGGAUCAGCGUGGAACUAACAGAGCGUCCGCAAUUGGAUUCGAGUGGAUAGUCACCUAAUGAUCAUCAAAGAAGAUCACAUUAGCACACCUGGUGCCUAGUCCACUAGUGAUAACAUACAUGUGUCAAUUUGAUCUCGGA